Molecule: messenger RNA, 935 nt
Organism: Zonotrichia leucophrys gambelii
Lineage: Eukaryota; Metazoa; Chordata; Aves; Passeriformes; Passerellidae
Product: histone H2A-IV
Exons: 1
Coding region: 21-410 (129 amino acids)
Cellular component (GO): nucleosome
Molecular function (GO): structural constituent of chromatin; protein heterodimerization activity; DNA binding
Source: RefSeq, a predicted model, not a curated record
UCGUUUGCUCAGCUACAGCGAUGUCGGGUCGCGGGAAGCAGGGCGGCAAGGCGCGGGCCAAGGCCAAGUCGCGCUCGUCGCGGGCCGGGCUGCAGUUCCCUGUGGGCCGCGUGCACCGGCUGCUGCGCAAGGGCAACUACGCGGAGCGCGUGGGCGCGGGCGCGCCGGUGUACCUGGCGGCCGUGCUGGAGUACCUGACGGCCGAGAUCCUGGAGCUGGCGGGCAACGCGGCCCGCGACAACAAGAAGACGCGCAUCAUCCCCCGCCACCUGCAGCUCGCCAUCCGCAACGACGAGGAGCUCAACAAGCUGCUGGGCAAGGUGACGAUCGCGCAGGGCGGCGUGCUGCCCAACAUCCAGGCCGUGCUGCUGCCCAAGAAGACCGACAGCCACAAGGCCAAAGCCAAGUGAGCAGAAAAGCUGCGAACUUAAACCAAGAGAAACCCAAAGGCUCUUUUAAGAGCCACCCACAAAUUCAGAGAAAGAGCUUGAAUUUCAUUACCGAGGCGAAAGCCCGCGGGAAAUUUUGAAUAACCAGGGGCGUUAAGCAGUUAUCUCUGACAUUUUAACUGUCAGAGCCGGACGCGGCUCCGCGCCACAGGCCCAGCCCCGCUCUGGGGCGGCGCUGAUACCAGUUCCCGGAAGCAGCUCAGCCUUUCUGUAGCCAAUCCCUGCGCCUUAUGGGCAUUUUGAAAGCUACCAAGGCGCCAAUACCCGCCUCCCCCACCCACCCCUACCUAUUCAAGUGCCCCUUUAGCUGUUUCGGAAUCAAACGGCACAUUCACAAACGGCACAUUCACCAGCAGACUGCUGUUCCCCCACACCCCUCCCCAAAACGGCGGCAGCCACAGCAUUCCUGCCUAAAUGAUGGUGGCUCUGAAAAGAGACGUUGGGCGUAAAUGCGAAGCAAGCGUAUUUCCACGUGGGGCUUACUUC